Molecule: messenger RNA, 1047 nt
Organism: Fusarium pseudograminearum CS3096
Lineage: Eukaryota; Fungi; Ascomycota; Sordariomycetes; Hypocreales; Nectriaceae
Exons: 2
Coding region: 1-1047 (348 amino acids)
Source: RefSeq, a predicted model, not a curated record
AUGGCUGUCGCUAUAUCACCGUCCGACUGUUCGAAUCCGUACCCGUUCGGUGUUGCUAAUUCUUGGGAGACCUUGUCCUCUGGGCCGCUUUCUAUGGUUGGCGUUAUGUCUUACCAUUAUCCACCACUACACUCUGAUGACAAUGAGAUGGGCAUACCGCCGCCUCCGAGCUUUAUACCCUCAUACACAAUUCCUUCACAGCAACUUUCAUCUUUGCCGACGGUUGAUCAGCAAGCUCCUCCCCUACUGAGUCAACAGCAUGGCAUGGAUAUGAAGGGGGUACACUCAGCGCCCAACGGUGUUUCUUUACUUGCUACAGAGGCCGAUGGGCAACAGCAACAGAGUGGAAGCUUGGGAGAAAAGAAAAGGAACAAAUUGGGCUACCACCCUACUGUACCAUCUCCAAUAAGUAAGACACCCGUUGAAACGCCAAACCAGGCGCCAGCCAGCUGGAUGAUCACGGCGCCUGAUCAGAGCCCAAGCACAUCGUCAGAAAUAAGUGCGCCUUGGCAAACCUAUGCCUCGGGGUCGCCAAUGAGCACACAAUUUUCGCCAUUUACAUCUGUAGCACAAUCUCCGUCUGGCUGGCCACCAGGGACCUCGGAAUCCAUACCUCAAGGAAACGUUGAUACGGCUUGGGGUCAUUUCGCACCACCGACACGGUCCAUGUCGUACGGGGGAGAGCCCUUAAACAAUAGCCACCCUUCGCAAUACUCGUUGAUGGCCCCGGGGCGACAAUUCGAGCGAAGACCGUCUGCCUUGUCCGACGCAUACACCACUUCUAUGAAUGGUGUCGUUCCUGGGUUUGAUGGCUCGAACGUGAGCACACCAAUACCCUUCCCCUCUGGGGCAGUACCUCCUACGAACUACACAUCCUGGGAACAAACAAACGCAUACACCGAUUACACAUAUAUGAAGGGCAAUGAAGCCUAUGGCCAUGAUUGGUCGCAGGCGAAUAGGGGGCAGGAUCAAGGGCUCCAGCUCGCCAAUGAUGGGCAGCAAGUCAUGAAUAACGCGCCACCAAUGAAUUUAUAUCAAUCACAAUAA